AAAAUCCUCUAAAAAUGGCGAAGAAGAGUAGUAACAUGAUAAUCUAUCUAACAUUGGUUAUAAUAACCGUAUGUGGAAUUUGCCUCUGGAAAUUCUCGGGCUUCAAUCAUGAGGACGGCAAGUUCAAUAUGAUCCUGGUUUCAUUUUUGGCGGUCACUUUUAUUCGGAUAAUUAUUUUUACGCCCCUCAAGUUCGUGAUAAUGUCUCUGGAUGCCGCCUGGUGGCCUCUUCAACAACCUCCAGUGGGGCCCGAUGAAAACGCCAACGUGGAGUCCUUUAUGGACAAAUUAAGGAUUAAACUUCGGACAUUGCGGAGUGAGCUGAUCAUCACGGAAAGCCAUCGAAAUGAGGAGGUCAACCUGAAGUACCGCGUGAUAACCGAGGAACUUUAUCUAACGGCCAAGGUUUUUCUGGUAUUUCUCGGCAUGGUUUUGGUCUUGUUCGAUGACUUUCUCUACUUCAACACCAAAACCAUACAGCAUCUCUUCGAGUACAAUCAUAAAUUUACGCGCGGACUAUCAAGUUUGACUGAGCUGCUGAAAGUAUAUGAAUUCAUAGAGUUCUCCCUGAUUCGGGCCUUUACGAGUGAGAACAAUACGAUUGGCGGAGCUCCUUGGAUUUAUUCGGAGUGCAACAGAUUGUUGGGCGUGGUGCGAUUGAGGCAGCUGAGGACGGAGAACAACCGCAUGGGUCUGCAUGACCCUGUUUUCACGGAAAGGGAUUACAUGGAGGGCUGGAAAUUGCCAUAUGAACGCCAACCGUAUACGAAUAAAUUCUGGACGAUUUACAAGCCCUGGGUGUCGACCGACUACGGUAUCCGGGACAACUUAAUUUUAGGUAUCGUUCAUCAUGGCCAACAUCUCUCUUAUCCGGAAACGAAGGGCUACAUAAAUCUGCUCUCGGACACGCGUUUCAAAAGUUUUAAAAUCCUCGACUAUCUAAUCGAUAAGAAAUGGCUUGAUUCGAAUACGAGUGCUCUAUUCAUGGACUUUUCUUUGUACAAUGCGGACGCAAACACCUUUAGCGUGUGCACACUGUGGGUGGAGCAAUUUCCCUUCGGCGGCAUCGACACGCACGUUCAAGUCGAAAGCAACGUUUUCAUCGAUCAAAUUGGACACUUUUCGAUCAUCGGAAUGCUGAUGAUAUUCAUAUCCUUCAUCAUCUGCACGCAGUUUGCCAGGGCGUUCUUUGUGAAGGUAUGGUACGAUCCGCACUCGCUGAAGACCUUGUGGGUCAUGUUGGAUGCCUUGAUCGUGUUGCUCAGUAUACUGAUUGCGGCGCUCUUAUUUAUCCGGGGUAGCUUGGUUCAAUCGAUGAUACACAAGGUGGAAAUCUCGGUGAUGGUGGAUUUUAUCGAUUUCCGUGAACCGGCGCGACUCAACUACUUUGCAGAUGUUCUCAAGGGAUUCGCCGUGGCGCUGGUCACCAUGCGGCUUUGGAAAGUAAUGCAGUUUGCCGGCACUUUUCAACUUUUCACCGAAACCCUGGCCCUGGCCUGGAGGGCACUCUUUUUCACGGUCCUAAUAACCAUAAUAUUUAUUGUCGCCCUUGGCAUUGCAGCUGUCACAAUCAAUGGCAAUCACACAAUCCAUUUCAGUGAUUUGGACUCUGCCAUUGUUACACUCAUGUGUUUUACCUUCGGCUAUGCUCGUCAAGUGAAUCCUCCAGAUCUCUUUUAUGGUGGCAUGUGGCUGGGCCUCAUACUAUAUGCCAUGAUGGGCUUUGUGGUCAAGUUUCUGCUAAUCAAUUUGAUAAUAUCCAUGUUGAGGGCUCAACUGACGAGUGCCAAAGUGGAAAGGGAUCACACAGAGAAGCGCUGCAUAUCGUUUCUCGAAUUCCUUCGCGUGGAGUAUGCCGACUAUAUCAAUUUUGUACUUAAAGUGACUGGCCUCAAAAAGGGGUAUAAUCCGUAUAGUGGCACGGUGGCUGAGAAUAUUCAGCGAAAACUGGAUAAAGACGAGAUUAACAAUGAGAAGAGGCAUAAGGACCCAACAGCGAUGCAUAAUAACCCGAUUGAUGAGGAUAUUCUUCAAUUGAGAUACAGAGAACGUAUCGAGAGGACCUUUACUUUGGCCGCAAUUCUUCAAACGCAAAUGGAACUGCUUGAGCGACUUAUGUUCGGGGAUGAAGAUGGAAAUCUGCCGGAUUUAAACCAAGAUGAGGAGCCUGGUCCGUCGAAUCGAAAACGCGAAGAGCAAAUAGCUCCAUCUACCUUUUAAAAUACGAUUUUAUUUAGUAACAACAAUAUUGUAAAUGACUUUAAAAUUUGUUUAAUGAAAUCAUAUAAGAAGA
Drosophila rhopaloa is the source of this 2292-nucleotide messenger RNA. Its product is annotated as polycystin-2-like. NCBI's taxonomy places the organism in Eukaryota, Metazoa, Arthropoda, Insecta, Diptera, Drosophilidae. The coding region runs from base 15 to 2219 and encodes 734 amino acids. Gene Ontology annotation, molecular function: calcium ion binding; calcium channel activity. The record is from RefSeq and is a predicted model, not a curated record. Gene Ontology annotation, cellular component: membrane. Gene Ontology annotation, biological process: detection of mechanical stimulus. The transcript has a single exon.